This is a messenger RNA of Podarcis lilfordi (Lilford's wall lizard), 23542 nucleotides long. The record is from the annotation of a GenBank genome assembly. NCBI's taxonomy places the organism in Eukaryota, Metazoa, Chordata, Lepidosauria, Squamata, Lacertidae.
GGAGCAGAGACACCACAGGUAAGGACUCACCUUCAACCCAGGAAUUCCAGAUCUAUAAAAGCGGGUAACCUGAAAGCCUUUUUUUUACACAACUUUUUUAUUCAAAAUUAAAACAAAACAUAUUAUCCAGAAACAGAUCAUCCUUAUUUCCCCCAUUUUUCCUCCCUCCCCCCACAGAACCCACCCACCACCCAAUUUCCCUCAGUUCCAGUCUUUGAUUUCUCUAGAAAUGCUGUUUUCUGCAUGUUACACAGUUGUAUAGAUCCUCAAACUAUUUAGCUGAUUAUUAUCAAUAAAAAGUUUGUGAAUGUUUAUUCAAAGCCAGCCAAGGAGUCCAGUUCGCUUUGUUGUGUCUUCAGAUACUUUGUAAAGGGUUCCCAUUCAUCUUUUAAGUCACAGUUAUCCUUGUCCCGUAGCUUGUAUGUCAGUUUUGCCAGUUCUGCAUAGUCCAUCAAUUUUUCUUGCCGGGAUUCUUUAGUUGGGGUUCUGAAAGCCUUGUUUUGUCUGAAAUCCCGCAAGGUGUCAACGCCCCCUCUACCGCUUUGGCUCUCUGCAUAUACUCUGUGCCACUCUGCGCAUGCUCAGGGGAUAUCAGGGUCUGGUUGCUCUGCGGAAAGAUGUUCCUUCCAUCGAUGUGCAUGGAAAGUGAUGUGCAGGUGAUGGAUUGGUAGUAAUAAUAAUUUAUUAUUUCUACCCCGCACAUCUGGCUGGGUUUCCCCAGCCACUCUGGGCAGCUUCCAACAGAAUAUUUAAAACACAAUAAUCUAUUAAACAUUAAAAGCUUCCCUAAACAGGUAGAUGAAUGCUGGUUUUAUAAGCAAGGGUUGGAUUUGAAAGGUGCACGUUCUUUUCAAACAACCCCCAUUUUAGAAGUUGCAAGGCCAUUGGGCUGUGCUUGCCUUGCUCAGAGUAGACCCAUUGGAAUGAGAGGGAUGAAGUCAAAAGUCCGUUGCUCUCAGUGGGUCAACUCCAAAGUUCGGGCUUCAUCAAAUGCAACUUAUUCUUACUUCUGUUCCUUGUAUCUUUGCAAAGUUCAAGGGGGCAGGUCUCUGCCCCAAAAGGCUUACAAAUCUAAAACGCAGCGCUCCAGGAAGCCGCAAUUUAAGAGGAUGGAGGCAUCAAACUGUCUGGUUGCAAUUUGAAACUUUUCGAAGUGUUGGAAGCCGACUCGAGUGCAGGAAAGAGUUUCAAUCAUGAAAUGAGCAAAUUGCUUUUAAAAAAACUCACAACCUCUGUAUGCUUUUAAGAAUCACAUUCCUAUAUCACUUGCUACUGAGGUGACAGAUGGGUUUUCAUUUAAAGAAGAACCUUUCAAAUUUUACCGUCCGAAAUAUUUCACAAACUGAAACACAGGCAUCCUUUGAAAUCUGCACUUCUCUGAAUUUUGCAACACAAUUCCUUCACCAAGUAAGGUGUUGAAAAAUUGCACAAACUGGGGCAAACUGUAUGUAAAAGCGCAUAGACCCAUAAACUUGGGAGGGACCGUGAGGGUCUUCCAGUCCAACCCCAGCAUAUUCGUAAAAAUAACAUGCAAAAAAGGGCAUUAUAUUAGGAGAAAUUGCUUUGCAAAAAUAUAAAUAUCAGCUAAAAUGGCAAGCAAACAUAGGUAUUCUAGGAUAAAUGAACACCUGCUGCACCUGACUUGGCAGUAAGCGUCAUUACACAACAGAUGAAACAUGUACAGACAGUUUCUUCUUUAUGCUUCUUCUUGUACUUGUUGUUUAGUCGUUUAGUCGUGUCCGACUCCUCGUGACCCCCUGGACCAGAGCACGCCAGGCCCUCCUGUCUUCCACUGCCUCCCACAGUUUGGCCAGACUCAUGUUUGUAGCUUCGAGAACACUGUCCCACCAUCUUGUCCUCCGUCGUCCCCUUCUCCUUGUGCCCUCCAUCUUUCCCAACUUCAGGAUCUUUCCCAGGGAGUCUUCUCUUCUCAUGAGGUGGCCAAAGUCUUGGAGCCUCAGCUUCAGGAUCUGUCCUUCCAGUGAGCACUCAGGGCUGAUUUCCUUCCGAAUGGAGAGGUUUGAUUUUCUUGCAGUCCAUGGGACUCUCAAGAGUCUCCUCCAGCACCAUAAUUCAAAAGCAUCAAUUCUUCGGUGAUCAGCCUUCUUUAUGGUCCAGCUCUCACUUCCAUACAUCACUACUGGGAAAACCAGAGCUUUAACUAUAUGGACCUUUGUCGGCAAGAUGCUGUCUAAGUUUGUCAUUGCUUUUCUCCCAAGAAGCAGGUGUCUUUUAAUUUUGUGGCUGCUUCUACAGACCCCUUAAUUUUAUUCUGUGCUCCCCAAUUGGACCCAUGGCUACUCCUGACUCCCCAGAUUGUUCCAGUGCCCCCCAGGUGCCCACUUUGGGCAAUACUGUUUCAAAGGAUGCUUUGAUUCAAGAAGAAGAAGAAGAAGAAGAAGAAGAAGAAGAAGAAGAAGAAGAAGAAGAAGAAUUUCAUAUCAAGGUUCUUUCCAGCCUGAAUGCCCCCACAGGUGCAAUGCUCAGACUCUCAGCUCAGAUUUUGCCAAAGGUCUUAAGGCUUAUAUGUAUGGUUUUGUUGUUGUUGUUGUUGAGUCAUUUAGUCGUGUCCGCCUCUUCCUGACCCCCUGGACCAGAGCACGCCAGGCACUCCUGUCUUCCACUGCCUCCCGCGGUUUGGUCAGACUCAUGUUACUAGCUUCAAGAACACUGUCCAACCAUCUUGUCCUCUGUUGUCCCCUUCUCCUUGUGCCCUCCAUCUUUCCCAACAUCAGGGUCUUUUCCAGGGAGUCUUCUCUUCUCAUGAGGUGGCCAAAGUCUUGGAGCCUCAGCUUCAGGAUCUGUCUAUGUCUGGUUAGAAUAGGUCAACUGAAUUUGCCAGCGAGUUUCUUCUGUAUUUUGUCUUCUGAAGUCUUCCACCACCCUCCAAUAUACUGGGCAAUUUUCUAUUUUAAAAACAAAUUUAUUUUGAAUUAAUGGACUAUGCAGAAUUAGAUAAGAUGACAGGAAGGAUCCGAAAGCUGCGGGACCAGAGAUUCUCAGAGGACUGGUGUAACUAUUUGAACUAUUUGAAAAGCAAUUGCAAUAAGCAGAUUACGCUAAUAGGACUGCAAGAAGUUUUGUAAGGAGGACGUUGCGAAAUAUUGCAAUGAAGAUUAUGAGGAGAGUUAUUAGUUAAGGAUGAUUAAAAGUAAUAGAGAAAUUAAGAAAUGUAGAUAAAGUGAUGAACAUUGAAAAAUCUUCAGAUGCGGUUGAUGGAAGUGCAAAACAUUGUGUAAAAUAAGAAAAUAUGUUAAAUGAUUGUUGGAAAUGAUAUGUUAAUUUAAAAAAAUAAAAAAUAUAUUUAUUUGGUUUUUCAAAUUAAAGUUUUACAAUCACAAACAUACAACACACAACAUAAAAACAAGAUUCCAAAGAAACUUCUCCCUAUUAUUAAUCAUUAUUAAUUAUAUGAUUAAUCAUUAUUCAUUAUUAAUCAUUUCCUCCUGGAUCUUUUAUAAUAAUCCAAAUCUUUUACCUCUCCAUUACAUCCAAAACCCAUUAUUAAACUACAAGCGUUAUUCCAAAUCCUACCUACAAUUUUCACUGAUUGCAAUGGUUUUUUAAAUUAUAAAUUCCCCCCAUUCCUUAUUAAAAUUUCUGUCUUCCUGAUUUCUGAUUCUUCCGGUCAUUUUUGCCAUUUUGGCAUAAAUCCAUCAAUUUAAUCUGCCAUUCUUCUCUGGGCAGGACUUUGUCCUCUUUUAUCUCUGGGCCAAUAACAUCUGUGCAGCUGUGGUUGCAUACAUAGCCUUCUCUGUUCUGUUUGGAUUUCAGCACCUAAUUUUCUAUAUUACACUUUCAGCAAAGCUAUCAUUCUUCCGCAACUCAUCCCAGAUGCCAACAACAGCAUCUUUCAUCCUCAUCUUGAGGUCAGGGAUGCUGAACUUGUUGCAGGGAAGGUUUUAAGGAGGAUAAUAAUUUUAAUUUUUAUACCACACCCAUAUGGUUGUCUUGGCAGUGUAUUAUAAUUAUAUACAGAGGGCCUUCUCGGUGGUGGCGCCAGCCCUGUGGAACACCCUCCCAUCAGAUGUCAAAGAAAUAAACAACAACCUGAUGGUUAGAAGACAUAUGAAGGCAGCGCUGUUAAGGGGAGCUUUUAAUGACUGAUGUUGUAAUGUAUUUUUAAUCUUUGGUUGGAAGCCGCCCAAAGUGGCUGAGGAAACCCAGCCAGAUGGGCAGGGUAUAAAUAACAAAUUAUUAUUAUUAUUAUUAUUAUUAUUAUUAUUAUUAUUAUACCACCUUUCCUCACAUGAUCUCAGGGCCAUUCACAAGGUAAAACCACAAAUAUAUAGUUAAACAAAAGCAAAAAAAGUGGCCUCCUGUAUAGUCAUACCUCGGGUUAAAGUUGCUUCGGGUUGAGCGUUUUCAGGUUGCGCUCCACGGCGACCCGGAAGUAAUGGAAUGCGUUACUUCUGGGUUUCGCCACUUGCGCAUGUGCAGACGGUCAAAAUGACGUCACGCGCAUGUGCAGAAGCGGCGAAUCGCGACCCGCGCAUGCGCAUGCGCAGACACGGGUUGCAUUCGCUUCAGGAUGUGAACGGGGCUCCGGAACGGAUCCCGUUCACAUCCAGAGGUACCACUGUAGUGUCCCAGGCCAGUCGGUUUAACUCAUUUCUAGGUGGCAAAAUUGACCAGAAUUCUGACAUGGUGCAACUAGUUCCCUUUACUCUAAAACACGGACGCCCAAAAAAUUUACUUCGGUUUCCAUUGUGGCUCUUCGAACUCGGAAAGGCCAGAGCUCGAUUUCUCUUCCAUCACCUCAGCUGUUUUCUUUUUAAUAUUGUUCUUGUUCUUGUUUUUUAUUUAUUUGCGUUUCUGAUGUAAUUCCCUAUCAACAAAAGAUAAACAAAAACGAUGCGAAAGGAAAAGAAUAUCUGAAAUAAAAAAAGAAGUAGCUUUUUCGGAUAUCAAAGAAUAGACAGAAAAGAGACUUCCCACCCUUUCCUUCCAUGAUUCUCUUUUUCCCGCUUUUUCUGCCCCCCCCCAUCUAUUGCAACUACUUUUUUAAACUUUAGUUAUUUCUUACACUGCUGAAACUCUUACCAUGUGGCUAGGCCACCUCAUCUGUUUUCAGACAGAAUCCUAGAAUUGUCCGACCAAAGUGGGAUGGCUUCUAAAAUGGAUGGAUUAUGCAAAAUCGCCUGUAAAACUAAGAGAUCGAAAUGAUGAACUGUGGAAAAUUGGAGGCAUUUCCCCCCUGUUUCCAUCAGAAAAAUGUCGGAGGGUAUGCAAUAUGAAAUCGCGAGCAGGGUUCGAGAUACGAGCGGCGGAGCAAAGACAAUAAGAUGGAGUUAGCGGGGUUACCAGUGAGUUGAAUGCAGCAAUAAAGGAUAAGAAUUAAGAUGUCAGGGUGGGCCGCCCAACCUCUGCUUAUAAACCUCCAAGGAAGGCGAGUCCACAAAUGUGUGAAUGAUAUACUGUAGGUGAAGUCAAUUUGUUAAAACCUUUGAAUAAUCUAAUAAACAAUAGUAAAGGUAAAGGGACCCCAGACCAUUAGGUCCAGUCGUGGCCGACUCUGGGGUUGUGGCGCUCAUCUCACUUUAUUGGCCGAGGGAGCCGGCGUGCAGCUUCCGGGUCAUGUGGCCAGCAGGACUAAGCCGCUUCUGGCGAACCAGAGCAGCGCACGGAAACGCCAUUUACCUUCCCGCCAGAGCGGUACCUAUUUAUCUACUUGCACUUUGACGUGCUUUCGAACUGCUAGGUUGGCAGGAGCAGGGACCGAGCAACGGGAGCUCACCCCGUCGCAGGGAUUCAAACUGCCGACCUUCUGAUCGGCAAGCCCAAGCAGCUCUGUGGUUUAACCCACAGCGCCACCCGCAUCCCUAAUAAACAAUAAUAUCCCUUUAAAAAAGAACCGUAGAGCUGGGAGGGAAUUGCGAAGGUUAACAAGUCCAACCCCUUUGCAGUGCAGGAAUAUUUUUGCCCCAUGCCGGGCUCGAACCCACGAACCUGAGAUGAAGUGUGCUCUAUUGACCUAGCCAUCCCACUUGGGAGGUUACAACGCACACUGGCCCGCAGGUUCAGCUGGGCACAAGGCGUUGUUCCGGCUUUCCUUUUGAAGAGCAGAAUGAGCACAGUCCUAUGUGCGUUUGUUGUCCCGAGGACCAGAAUGGUGCAAGGCCAGUGAACAUUCCCUUGAGUCAGCAGGGUUUGCUGAAAUUACCGUAUUUUUUGCUCUAUAAGACUCACUUUUUCCCUCCUAAAAAGUAAGGGGAAAUGUGUGUGUGUGUUAUGGAGCGAAUGCAGGCUGCACAGCUAUCCCAGAAGCCAGAACAGCAAGAGGGAUUGCUGCUUUCACUGCGCAGCGAUCCCGUGCCUCUUGUGGUCUGGUGCGUCUUAUAGAGCCAAAAAUGCGGUAUACAUUUCAAGGGUUGAAAACAUGCUUCGGACCCCAUCGUUUUCAUCCUUACAACAGCCUGGGAAAGCAGACCAGGCCAUGUGGUCCACUGCCAUGGCAGGUGGAAGGGAAACAGGACAAUUGGAGGUUGCAAGAACAGAUGUUCUCGGCUAAGGCAUGACAGCAAUCUCUCCUGGGUUGAUGUUGUCACAGUCUCAGUGAGACAAGGCAUGGGUGGAUGUGUCAAUCCCCAUUUCUGAUUCCCUCCCCCUCCUCCAUCUUAAAUCCAGUACUCCACACUUCCACAUCAAUCUGAGAUUUUAUUUUCCCUCGCGAAAAUUCAUCAGCACCGUUUUCUCCAAACCUUUGCAAUUUUGCUCCGUGUAAACAUUUUCGCAAAGCAUAACGCAAUGGAUCUGCUAUUUUGUUUUCACUCAUUUCCACACGCGCUUUCACCCCGGAAUAUGCCUUUUUUAGACGCAUCCCUUUGGCUGGAUAAUUUCACGGCAAAAUUCGGAGAAGGGCGGAUUUCAAAAGAGGCUGUGUUCGGGUUUGUGCAUCUUUCUGCACAGCAGUUGCCUUUAAACGCGGACGGAUUCAAAUUCCUUCCCCCUCCAUCUUUGAGAGUGUGAACUCUGCCCUGCUCUCCUAAGCACCUUGCAAUUGGCCAGACGAAACCGACUGCAUGGCAAUAAAAUGUGAAUUGCCACCAAUUUGCGCUUAGCUAGCUCUACAAAACUCGUUUACAGCCACCCCUGCCCACCGCCUUCAUUACUGUGGAGAGGGAGGCAAGAGGCGUGGGAGAAUCUCUUAUCUCAAUGCAGUGAGAGAGAGAGAGAGAGAGAGAGAGAGAGAGAGAGAGAGAUUCUUGCAUAAUUCCAGGAAUAUAUAAUCUGAAACAACGGUUUGUCUUUUCCUUCACCGAUUCCAGGUGUAAGGGAACUUCAGGCUACCAGCCUGGCCUGCAAACCUUUUCCCCAAACCAUGCCCACCCACCAGGAGUGCCAGCUUUGCACCGCGACUGUGGGUGCCCAGAGCCAAAUUUUGUGGGUGCCUGGCCCCUUGAUGGGGAUUUUGUGGGUGCUUGGGCCCACAGGGAGUUGGCACCUAUGCCUCUCACCCUGCUCAUCACGGCAAAUGCGAUGCCAGGCGUCGUUGUUGUUGAGUCGUGUCAGCCUCUUCGUGACCCCUAGACCAGAGCAUGCCAGGCACUCCUGUCUUCCACUGCCUCCCGCAGUUUGGUCAAACUCAUGCUGGUAGCUUUGAGAACGCUGUCCCACCAUCUCGUCCUCUGUCGUCCCCUUCUCCUUGUGCCCUCCAUCUUUCCCAACAUCAGGGUCUUUUUCGGGGAGUCUUCUCUUCUCAUGAGGUGGCCAAAGUAUUGGAGCCUCAGCUUCAGAAUCUGUCCUUCCAGUGAGCACUCAGGGCUGAUUUCCUUCAGAAUGGAGAGGUUUGAUCUUCUUGCAGUCCAUGGGACUCUCAAGAGUCUCCUCCAGCACCAUAAUUCAAAAGCAUCCAUUCUCUGGCGAUCAGCCUUCUUUAUGGUCCAGCUCUCACUUCCACUCUCACUGCCAGGAGUCAGAUGGUUACAAAUUGAGGAAGGGCCACAGCUCAGUGGGACAGCACCUUCCUUGCAAGCGGAAGGUGGAAGAGACUUCCCCCCAAAAUCAUGGUGAGCCUCUGUCAGUCAGUGUAAUCAACCCUGAUUUAGGUGGACCAAAUGUUCAGCCUCUGCAUAAGACGGCUUCCUAAUGGUCUCUCUCAGGAGGUGGCGGGCUCUCCUUCGUUGGAUGUUUUUAAGCAGCGGUUCGGUGGCCAUCUGCCAGGGUGCUUUAGCUGAGAUCCCUGUGUUGCAGGGGGUUGGAUUAGAGGAACUUUGGAUGUCCAAUUCCAACUCUACCAUUCUAUGAUUCUACGUUCCUACAGGUAAAGAUUCCAAGGGACAACCGGGAGCUCACUUUUUGCUCAUUCCCACUGGUCCAAUCAUCUCUUGCUCGGACCGAGGCACCGUUCCCACUGGUCCAAUCAUCUCUUUCUUCCCCUCUGCCUGAUCCGAGACCGGCCAGGUCCAUGGGACCCACCCUCUCGCACAGAUUCUCUUUCUCUCCUUGCCUGCUGCCACUUCCGUCCGUCAAAUUUCUCUGUCCCUAUGGGCAGUUGCAUGGCUUUUACCUGGGAUGUUUCUAGAUCCGUGCAUUAAAGAUGUGCUGGAUACCAGUCUAUUGCUAAGCUAAUUUCAAGGCGUUACUGUUCAGGUCUUAAACAGCCUGCGACCUGCCUUGCCCCUCGUAAACCGGCCAAACCGCUGCACUCCUCUUCUGACCAUCUCCUGGUCCCGUGUCCCUAUGGAGGUAAAAAAGGUAAAGGUAAAGGACCCCUGAGGGAUGCGGGUGGCGCUGUGCGUUAAACCACAGAGCCUAGGACUUGCCGAUCAGAAGGUCGGCGGUUCGAAUCCCUGCGACCAGGUGAGCUCCCAUUGCUCGGUCCCUGCUCCUGCCAACCUAGAAGUUCGAAAGCACGUCAAAGUACAAGUAGAUACAGUGGUACCUCGCAAGACGAAUGCCUCGCAAGACGGAAAACUCGCAAAACGAAAGUGUUUUUGGUUUUUUGAGUUGCUUCGCAAGACGAUUUUCCCUAUGGGCUUGCUUCGCAAGAUGGAAACGUCUUGCAAGUUUGUUUCCUUUUUCUUAAAACCGUUAAUACAGUUGCAACUUGACUUCGAGGAGCAACUCAUAGCACGCGGUGUGGUAGCCUUUUUUGAGGUUUUUGAAGACUUUGGUGAUUUUUGAAGCUUUUCCAAAACUUUUCCGAUACCGUGCUUCGCAAGAUGAAAAAAAACGCAAGACGAAAAAACUCACGGAACGAAUUAAUUUCGUCUUGCAAGGCACCACUGUAAAUAGGUACCGCUCUGGGGGGAAGGUAAACGGCAUUUCCGUGCGCUGCUCUGGUUCGCCAGAAGCGGCUUAGUCCUUCUGGCCACAUGACCCAGAAGCUGUACACCGGCUCCCUCGGCCAAUAAAGCGAGAUGAGCUCCGCAACCCCAGAGUCGGCCACGACUGGACCUAAUGGUCAGGGGUCCCUUUACCUUUUCAAAGGACUCCUGACAGUUAAGUCCAGUUGCGAAUGACUCUGGCAAUAAAAGCCAACCUCUCAGUUAAUGAAAGCCCUGCUUAUCCCAAAUGCUCCAUGUCUCUUCUUCUAAAUAGUUUGGCUUGCCUGGUAUCAAACACAUAGGCUUUCAAGCCUAUCGUGACAGGCUUGACAAAGCAAAGUUCUGCUGAGAUUGUUGAGAUUGUUGACACGGCCAACACUGCAUUCUCUGUUAUCAGUGUUGCAGAGAUGCCUCUUGCAGAAAAGGGCAUUUUGCCUUUUUGGAGGAUUACACCGAAAACUCCUGCCAUACAGACGCCCCACUUGAAAGCUUGUGGGGGAAUUAAUCCGAGAAUGACACGCAGUACAAAUUUAGCCCUGUCAUUGUUAAGAAAUUGGGGAGGACAGAUUUCACUUUAACCUACAAUUGUCACGUCCUGUUGGACAAUCCACUUGUUGUUUUUUAGUAGUGUUCGACUCUCUGUGACCCCAUGAACCAGAGCAUGCCUUGGAAACUCCCACUUUCUUCUCAAAAAUUCUCCCUUUUUUUAAUGUCCACGGAGUUUUCUUGGCAAAAGACUGGAGUGGUUUGCCAGUUCCUUCUCCAGGUGGAUCACAUUUAGUCUAAACUGUGGGUAGGCAAAGUAAGGCCCCGGGGGCCGGAUCCGGCCCAAUCACCAGACUAUAUUUUGGAGGGGGGGGAAAUGAACGAAUUCCUACGCCCCACAAAUAACCCAGAGAUGCAUUUUAAAUAAAAGCACACAUUCUACUCAUGUCAAAACACGCUGAUUCCUGAACUGUCUGUGGGCCGGAUUUAGAAGGCGAUCCGGCCCCCAGGGCCUUAGGUUGCCUACCCCUGUUCUAAAGCUGUUGUCACGCGAAGAAACACUCUUUUGUUUUCAUUUUGGAUGCUUAUCGUUAAAAUGCCUAACAAAAAAAAGCUUCAGGUUUAUUUAGGAAUGUAUAUUUUAGCAUUUAUUUAUUUUUAAGUUCCUCAUAAAUCAUGUCCCAAUUUUUUUUGAUUUGGGGACCAGUCCACCACAUGUGGAAUAAGGUUCCUUCAUUUUCUUUGCAUCUUCCCGGCAGAUUCUUGUACACCAGCUCAGAGCCGUCGCAGGGCGUCAAAGUGUGUGCUGCAAUAUUUCAGAGGGAAGGAGAUAUGGAAAAUCUGGUUCUUUUUCUCCACUGCAACGCAACUAAGGUGUUGUGUUCUUCUUUUUUGAAAGGUGUUGCCACCAUGCCUAGUAUAUUUGCCUACCAAAGCGCUGAAGUGGACUGGUGCGAAGAGAAUUUUGCGCAGUCAGAGUACAUUGCAGAAUAUUACAACACGGUAAGCCGCCGUUCUGGUCUGCCCUCAUUUAUUUCAUCUUAUUUAUUUAUUCAAUAAACAAAAUGUACUUGUUCACCAGGACCUGGCGAGGAUGUGCUGAGAACCUUGGCUAUGGUCUAGUCAAGGAGAUCCAACUUUUCAGAUGUUCCCUUGCAAAUGAAAUAAAAAUUUAGGGUUCCAUCGAGGCAUCAGAGUUGCUUUUGCGGUCUGGGCGAGGAGGAACCAAGCGGCUCUCAGAAGCUGUACAUGUUUUCUUCCAUACAAUACAGUGGUACCCCGGGUUAAGUACUUAAUUCGUUCCGGAGGUCCGUUCUUAACCUGAAACUGUUCUUAACCUGAAGCACCACUUUAGCUAAUGGGGCCUCCUGCUGCUGCCGCGCCGCCGGAGCACAAUUUCUGUCCUCAUCCUGAAGCAAAGUUCUUAACCCGAGGUAAUACUUCUGGGUUAGCAGAGUCUGUAACCUGAAGCGUAUGUAACCUGAAGCACAUGUAAUCCGAGGUGCCACUGUAUUUUGAUUUCAGAAAGGCUUUUGACAAAGUGCCCCGUGAUAUUCUCGCGAGGAAGCUGGUAAAAUAUGGGUUGAACGAGGCAACGUUUAGGUGAUUGACUGACCAAACUGAAAUAUACUCAGAGUUGAGUGUUGAUUUCAUGCUCUUCAUUUCAGCUCAUGGUAAACAGUGUGUGAGUGCUUUCCCCCCAAAACCUCUGGCUAUAUAAACAUUAUUUUCACAAUGUGAUUGGCUGAUUCAACUCCCCUCCUGGAGCCUGAUUGGACUGUUCCUGCAGGCCAAUCAGGUUGCUGAUUCACUUCUUCCAGGAGCCGGAUUGGGCAGCUCCUGCAGACCAAUCAGGUUGCUGCCUUCUAGGAUCCCACCUGUCUAUUGUUCUAGGAUCCAACCUCAGUGCAUAACAGAAACCCAAAGUUUUCUUUGUCAUCCUGGGAAAAAGUGACGAGUGAGGUGCCACAGGGUUUGUCCUGGGCCCGUUGUUGUUCAAUGUCUUUAUAAAUGACUUGGAUGAAGAAUUGAGGGGCUGCUGAUCAAAUUUGCAGAUGACACCAAACUGGGAGACGUAGCUAAUGCCGCAGGAGACAGAAUCAGAAUUCAAAAUGACCUUAAUGGAUCAGAGAACGGCGCAAGCUAACAAAAUGAAUUUCGAUAGGGACAAAUGUAAGCUACUCUGCUUAGGCAGGAAGAACCAGAUGCACAAAUAUAGAAUGGGGGACACCUGGCUUACUAGCAGUACAUGUGAAAGGUAUCUAGGGGUCUUGGUGGACCACAAGCCGAACAUGGGUCCACAAUGUGACGCAGCAGCGAAAAAAGCAAAUGCUAUUCUAGGCUGCAUCAACAGAAGUCUAGUGUCCAGAUUAAGAGAAGUCAUGGUUCCGCUCUAUUCUGCCUUGGUCAAACCACACCUGGAAUACUGUGUCCAAUUCUGGGCACCACAGUUUAAGAAGAAUGUUGACAAGCUGGAAGGUGGGCAGAGGAGGGUGACUGAGAUGAUCAAGGGUCUGGAAACCAAGCCUGAUGAGGAACGGUUGAAGGAGUUGGGCAUGUUUAGCCUGGAAAAGAGAUGGGGAGAUAUGAUAUCUCUUCUUGAAAUAUCUCAAGGGAAAUGGGAGCAAGCUUGUUUUCUCCUGCUCAGGACUUCAACUUACAAGCAAGGAGAUUCCGACUAAACUGAAGGUUCAAGCCAGACAUAGGCAAACUCCAGUCCUCCAGAUGUUUGGGACUACAAUUCCCAUCAUCCCUGACCCCUGGUCCUGUUAGCUAGGGGUGAUGGGGAUUGUAGUCCCAAACAUCUGGAGGAGAAGAAGAAGAGUUUGGAUUUGAUAUCCCGCUUUAUCACUACCCGAAGGAGUCUCAAAGCGGCUAACAUUCUCCUUUCCCUUCCUCCCCCACAACAAACACUCUGUGAGGUGAGUGGGGCUGAGAGACUUCAAAGAAGUGUGACUGGCCCAAGGUCACCCAGCAGCUGCAUGUGGAGGAGCGGGGAAGCGAACCCGGUUCACCAGAUUACAAAUCUACCGCUCUUAACCACUACACCACACUGGCUUUCUGGAGGGCCGGAGUUUGCCUAUGGCUGGUUUGAGCUGAAGGUUUCCUGGGCCCGAGUCGUCGCGGCCAUUUGCACCUCGAAUCCGGACCGGUAGCAUAUUGCACCAGCCACACACGGACCGCUUCCUGCAGAAACUGAAUAUUCCGAUUGCAAAUUCCACGCCAUGCCGAGGGAUGGGAAAUAUUGCAAAGGUGCAUCCAAGGUGAAUAAACUCCCCUCUCCCUCAGUCCCGAAGCUCCAAAUUCUGGCUCGAUGCCAAAAAAGGAAGGAGGGUGUGGUGUUUGCUUCAGAACUGCUUCUCCUGGCACAGAGAAAGUGGGGCGCCCAUUUAAGCAGCUGACCACCCACACACCUUCACAGAGAUCCAGAAAAUAAACCGGCUUUACCUGCUCAGCUUCUGGAGCUGGCUGGCUGGCGUCUGCCCCACGGCAAGGCUUGGGGAGGCGGGAAGAGGGCAGGGUCUCCAGGAGCCCCUGACUUCACCUCCUCCUCGCUGGGAUCUCGCGUUUAGGCUGCAGGCACACAGCAGAGCACAUUUGAAAGCAUCUCCACCACAGGCCCCCCAACCCCCGCCUCCAAGCAGAUAACAGGGAACUGUGAUGCGCUGACGUGUUUAAACCAGAGAAAAGUCACAUGAAGCAUUUACUAAAGACCGGGAAAAGAAAACGACGCUUGCGACACUUGGCUUGAGGAGCGACGGUAAUGUUGCUUGGGAGAAAGAGUUUUCGCUGGGUGUUAUCUUGGAGUGGGUGGGUGGGUGAAAUAACAUUUACCGUAUUUUUUGCUCUAUAAGACUCACUUUUUCCCUCCUAAAAAGUAAGGGGAAAUGUGUGUGCGUCUUAUGGAGCGAAUGCAGGCUGCGCAGCUAUCCCAGAAGCCAGAACAGCAAAAAGGAUGGCUGCUUUCACUGUGCAGCGAUCCCUCUUGCUGUUCUGGCUUCUGAGAUUCAGAAUAUUUUUUUUUCUUGUUUUCCUCCUCCAAAAACUAGGUGCGUCUUAUGGUCUGGUGCGUCUUAUAGAGCGAAAAAUACGGCAUAUCGAGCUGACGGACAAAGAAUCGAAAGUUCUCUAUUUUUCUUCUUUCUCUGUUUCCUCUCUUAUGUUCCCCUCUGUACAUUCUAUCUUUCUAGCUCCCUCAUCUCCUUUUCUCUCUUUUUGUUUUUUGUACUUUUGUUUAGAUUAACGUUUGUUUUGAUUUUUUUUUUAAAAAAAGUUUGAUAAUAAUCUUGACAUCCCUUGACAUCUUGACAUCCCCCCCUAAUUCUAACGAGAUCUAUUUUUGAAAAGGAGCUGGGAUGGGUUAAAGGUGCUGGGAAAUGGAGCUUUGUGAGGGAUGCGGGUGGCGCUGUAGGUUAAACCACAGAGCCUAGGACUUGCCGAUCAGAAGGUCGGCGGUUCGAAUCCCCGCAAUGACAGGGUGAGCUCCCGUUGCUCGAUCCCUGCUCCUGUCAACCUAGCGGUUUGAAAGCACGUCAAAGUGCAAGUAGAUAAAUAGGUACCGCUCCAGCGGGAAGGUAAACGGCGUUUCCGUGCGCUGCUCUGGUUCGCCAGAAGCGGCUUAGUCCUGCUGGCCACAUGACCCGGAAGCUGUACGCCGGCUCCCUCGGCCAAUAAAGCGAGAUGAGCGCCGCAACCACAGAGUCGGCCAUGACUGGACCUAAUGGUCAGGGGUCCCUUUACCAUGUUUACUAAGGGGUAAACAUGGCUGAAGUAUACUCAGCGUUGAGUAUUGAUUUCAUGCUCUUUAUUUCAGCUCAUGGUAAACAGUGAGCGAGUGCUUCCCCCCCAAAACCUCUGGCUAUAUACACAUUAUUUUCACAAUGGGUCUCGUGUGAUUGGCUGAUUCAACUCCCCUCCUGGAGCCUGAUUGGACUGUUCCUACAGGCCAAUCAGGUUGCUGAUUCACUUCCUCCUGGAGCCGGAUUGGGCGGCUCCUGUAGACCAAUCAGGUUGCUUCCUUCUAGGAUCCUACCUGCCUAUUGUUCUAGGAUCCAAGCUCAGUAGAUAGCAGUGGCAUAGCGGGGUUGCCAGGACCCGGGGCUGCACAGAGGGUUGGGAGGCUGAGAAUCAGACAGCAUACACAUGUGCAUACAACCGCUUCACUGCGUCCGCAUCACCGAGAAGAUCACAGCCACAGAGAUAAGAAGAGUCGUGCCAUUGUUUGCAGAGGUCACUUCCUGGUUCGCAUGGAGAAGCCAUUUUGAAUGGAGCCUAGCUGUAUUGUAAUAUGGUCUGAAGCUCAACAUCAAAAAACGAAGAUCGUGGCCACUGGUCCCAUCACCUCCUGGCAAAUAGAAUGGGAAGAAGUGGAGGCAGUGAGAGAUUUUACUUUCUUGGGCUCCAUGAUCACUGUCUCCCUUCCAAUUUGAAACCAUACCGGACCCUGCUUAGCUUUGCAAACGCGCCAGCACUUUUAUGGCUGCGCCACUGGGAGAACAAAAAAAACCCCAACGCUCCUCAAAAGUUGAUUGUGAACUGAUCUUAAUAAAUACAUAAUAAAUAGCUAAUUGUUCAAUUUCGGAUGGCCGCUGGAGCCACUAUGGCUUGUUUCUGGAGACAGACCUUAGCAGAGCCCAAUUUUCUUCUAGAUAUUCCCAGGCUUUGGGAACCGACUUUACUAGAAAAGAUGACCCAAAAAUGAUGUGUUUCCGGGGGACAAAUAAAAAAAUGGAUAGAUUUGUAGAGGUCAUGUUUGAUUUUAUUACACAUGCCAGAAUGUGGUCUGUCCCCUCCCUCUGCUUAUCAAUGGAUUUGUUAAUUCACUAAUAUUCUCUUUACGUCGCUUUUCUUUCUUUCUUCUUAACAAUGCUUUUUUCCACGCAGGCGUACGCAUGCCCCUAAACAUUUUGCAAAUCUUUGUACUUUUGUCCAUUCACUGUAUUUAUUUUCCCCCUGGUUUGAACUAUAAAAUGGUGAUUUUCCUGAGUCAAAAUGAGAGUACCCCCUUUAAAGGGAAAAAAAGCACUGAUUCUUGAUAAGGGGGUGUUGCUGUUUUUUGUUUGCUUGUUUUUUUGAAGUUGAUGGUUGCAACCAAGCGAUUCAAAGUGUGGAACGUUCCAAAUCACACAUUAAAAACGAGAACGACAAGAAAACACUCUCCUUGUUCGCUGCUGUUUUGCAGAUCAGCAACGUUGGUUUCUUCAUCCUGCCGCCUAUCAUGAUGUUCCUGAACCCACAGUACAUCCAGUACCGACCAGUUCCCAUCCCGGGUCUUACUAUCAUGUCAACAUUGAUUGGUACGUUCCCUGGGGGAAUCAGAAGGGAAGGGACGCACCCUCCAGAUCAAAAGAAUUUAUUUCUUUACGCAAUCACGGCAUCCCGAAUUAUACAUACCCAGAAACGGAGAGACAGAACAAUGCCAGCAAGAGGAGGAAUUGCAAGUGAAAUGGUAGAAUUAGCAAACGUAACUUAUAGAAUAGGGACGCGGGUAGCACUGUGGUCUAAACCACAGAGCCUAGGACUUGCCGUUCGGAAGGUCGGCGGUUCGAAUCCCCGCGACGGGGUGAGCUCCCGUUGCUCGGUCCCUGCUCCUGCCAACCUAGCAGUUCGAAAGCACGUCAAAGUGCAAGGAGAUAAAUAGGUACCACUCCGGCGGGAAGGUAAACAGCGUUUCCAUGCGCUGCUCUGGUUCGCCAGAAGCGGCUUAGUCAUGCUGGCCACAUGACCCAGAAGCUGUAUGCCGGCUCCCUUGGCCAAUAAAGAGAGAUGAGCGCUGCAACCCCAGAGUCGUCUGUGACUGAACCUAAAGGUCAGGGGUCCUUUUACCUUUAACUUAUAGAAUAAGUCCUUUCUUUUAGCAGAUCAAGAUGAUCUCAGGUUCUGGCUUGCACUCCUUAUAAAGACUUGAGGAAUGAGAUUAUCACCUCUCUUUUAUUGUCCAUUCCGGGUCGCCCAACCACUGCCACAGUGUCCUUUCUCUCGGCAGAUCAAGAUGAGAAGGCGACAGCAACGGUGGCAAGGUUUUUAGCUGGGGAAAUCAGAAUAACACCCACUAUUUGAUUCGAAACCCUAAAAUGUAUUUUAUAUAAUUGACUUUUUAUUUCUAUUCUUUGUAUAUCGUAUCGUUGUUUUAUUGCUACGGCUGAUGGCUGGCGCAAGUAAAGCGAGAUGAGCGCCGCAACCCCAGAGUCGUUCACAAAUGGACUUAACUGUCAGGGGUCCUUUACCUUUUUUUUAUAUUGAUAGUGAAUUGGGGGGCAGGGCCAAGUGUGGGGCCCUAAGCUAUAGCUUGUUUAGGUAAAGGUAAAGGGACCCCUGACCUUUAGGUUCAGUUGCAGACGACUCUGGGGUUGCAGCGCAUGGAAAUGCCGUUUACCUUCCCGCUGGAGCGGUACCUAUUUAUCUACUUGCACUUUGACGUGCUUUCGAACUGCUAGGUGGGCAGGAGCAGGGACCGAGCAAUGGGAGCUCGAACCGCCGACCUUCUGAUCGGCAAGCCCUAGGCUCUGUGGUUUAGACCACAGCACCACCCGCAUCCCUAUAUAGCUUGUUUAGCUUAUACGUAAAUCCGGCGCUGAUUCAGACUAAACAUCAGAAGGAACUUUGUGGCAGUAAGAGCCUUUCAACAGUGGAAACUUUCUCUCCCGGAAGCUGCCGGGCUCUUCCUCCUUGGAGGGUUUUAAAGAGAGUUUGGAUGUCCACCUGUCAGCGAUGCCAAGAUUCCUGCCUUGCAGAGGGUUAGAAUCCUAGAACUGUAGAGUUUGAAGGGAACUCCAAGGAUCAUCUAGUCCAACCCCUGGCAAGGCAGGAAUCUCAGCUAAAGCAUCCAUGACGUUUAGCCCUCGGGGUCCCUUCCAGCUCUACAAUUCUGUGGUUCUACUAUUCUUCUGGGAGCCCAGGGAGCCCAACGUUCUGGACUCACAGAACUGUACAGUUGCAUGGGACCUCGUGGGCCAUCUAGUCUGACCCCCUAAAGAAAGGACCAGCCGCAGCCCCGUGGGAGAGAAGCUGCUUUGAGUGCAGAAGGCUGCAAGCUAGAUUCCCCUCUUUUCAUCCUGCAGGUCUGUUCUCCGGCUACUUCCAUAUGACUCUCAGCUACGCAGGGCAGAUGCUGGACGAACUCUCCAUCCUCUGGGCAAUCUCUCUCUGCUACGCUUUCUGGUUGCCUGUUCACUAUUACCCAUCGUUCAUCAAAAACAGGUAAGUGGGGGGGAAUAAGGAACUGCUGGGGCACCUGGAGAACCAGGCAGAGGGCCUUCUCGGUGGUGGCGCCCUCCCUGUGGAAUGCCCUCCCAUCAGAUGUCAAAGGAAAUAAACAACUAUCUGACUUUUAGAAGACAUCUGAAGGCAGCCCUGUACAGGAAAGUUUUGAUGUUUUAUUGUAUUUUUAACAUUCUGUUGGAAACCGCCCAGGGUGGCUGGGGAAACCCAGCCAGAUGAUGAUGAUGAUGAUGAUGAUAAUUUAUUGGUACCCCGCCCAUCUGGCUGGGUUUCCCCAGCCACUCUGGGCGGCUUCCACAAAGACCAAAAAUACACUAAGAUAUCACACAUUAAAAACUUCCCUGAACAGGGCUGUCUUAAGAUGUCUUCUGAAUGUCAGGUGGUUGUUUAUCUCUUUGACAUCUGAUGGGAGGGCGUUCCACAGGGCGGGUGCCACUACCGAGAAGGCCCUCUGCCUGGUUCCCUGUAGCUUUGCUUCUUGCAAUGAGGGAACUGCCAGAAGGCCCUCAGCGCUGGACCUCAGCAUCCGGGCAGAACGAUGGGGGUGGAGACGCUCCAUCAGAUAUACUGGACCAAGGCCGUUUAGGGCUUUAAAGGCCAGCACCAACACUUUGAAUUGAAUGAUGGUAUAAAUUAUUAUUAUUAUUAUUAUUAUUAUUAUUAUUAUUAUUAUGUCUCUGCAGCCCUCCAGAUUGCAAAUAGAACUUUUCCCAACACACUUUCUAUUCCUACGAAAACAAACAAACCCCAAACCCCACAUGCAUAAACAUUCCAAUGGCUGCAGAGAGAUCCAGGACUAUUAAGACCAAUGGGUGUCCUGGUUCAGUAAAGACAGGCUGAUCUUUGCUAACUCAUUCUGUCAGAUCCACAGCGACUUCUCCACACACUUGGCUUCGUUUCUUCCUGCCCACGGGGAGAGGGCUCAUGGAAAUCUUCCCGCCUGUUCUGUAAAGGACACCUGAGCUCUUCAGCGCUCAAACUGUGUUUUUUGUUUUUGUUUUUUCUUUUGACCUACUUAGGGAUCAGUUCAUGUGGCUGGUGGGCGUCUUGACCGUCUUCAGCACCCUGAUGUCCUUUGUGAAGCCGACCCUGAACGCUUACGCCCUCAACUCCGUCGCCUUGCACCUUUUAUACUUGAGUAACCUGGAAUUCAGAAAGUAAGUUGUGGGCAGAGAACCUUGCAAGCGUUGAACAGGCAAUUCUAAGGGCCCCCUAGUGCAGAGUCUGCCUCCCGCUUCAGUAGCUUCACAGAUAAGAAUUAGCAAGCAGUUUCUAUUUUAGGUAAAGGUAAAGGGACCCCUGACCAUUAGCUCCAGUCGUGGCCAACUCUGGGGUUGCGGCGCUCAUCUCGCUUUAUUGGCCGAGGGAGCCGGCGUACAGCUUCCGGGUCAUGUGGCCAGCAGGACUAAGCCGCUUCUGGCGAACCAGAGCAGCGCACGGAAAUGCCGUUUACCUUCCCGCCGGAGUGGUACCUAUUGAUCUACUUGCACUUUGACGUGCUUUCGAACGGCUAGGUUGCCAGAAGCAGGGACCGAGCAACGGGUGCUCACCCCGUCACGGGGAUUCAAACCGCCAGCCUUCUGAUCGGCAAGUUCUAGGCUUGGCAAGGCCAAAGCUCUGUGGUUUAACCCACAGCGCCACCUGUAGCACCUUAGAGACCAACUAAGUUUGUUCUUGGUAUGAGCUUUCGUGUGCAUGCACACUUUUUCAGAUACACUGAAACAGAAGUUGCCAGACCCUUAUAUAUAGUGGGAGGGUGGGGUAUUUCUCAGGAGGGUCAUGGGAGAUGGGUGAUUGACUCAAUGGGUAUUGUAAACCUGUUGAUGACUGUUAAUGAGUGCAAGUUUACCAUACCCAUUGAGUCAAUGCAGUCAUUAACCGUAGUCAACAGGUUUUUAUUCUUAUCCUUAAUUGCUGCAUUGUACUUGACACGGGUGGUGCUGUGGGUUAAACCACAGAGCCUAGGACUUGCCGAUCAGAAGGUCGGCGGUUCGAAUCCCUGCGACGGGGUGAGCUCCCAUUGCUCAGUCCCUGCUCCUGCCAACCUAGCAGUUCGAAAGCACGUCAAAGUGCAAGUAGAUAUAUAGAUACCGCUCUGGCGGGAAGGUAAACGGCGUUUCCGUGCACUGCUCUGGUUCGCCAGAAGCGGCUUAGUCAUCUGGCCACAUGACCCGGAAGCUGUACGCCGGCUCCCUCGGCCAGUAAAGCGAGAUGAGCGCCGCAACCCCAGAGUCGGUCAUGACUGGACCUAAUGGUCAGCGGUCCCUUUACCUUUACCUUUACUUGAUGCUAAAAAUCCAGCUCCAUUUUAUUCCCCCCAGGCCUUUGGUUGAUCUUAUUGAAAUUCGACACCCUUUUAGAAUGUGGCUUUUUUUGGGGGGGGUGUAUUGAGUUACUGCUUUCGGUUUGAUUUUAUAUGUUGUGGUCUUCUUGUGAACUGCCCCAAGACCUCCCGGUCUAGGGCAGUGUAUAAGUUAAAUUAAUAAUAAUAAUAGGUAAAAGGUAAAGGUAAAGGACCCCAGACGGCUAAGUCCAGUCAAAGGCAACUGUGGGGUUGCAGCGCUCAUCUCGCUUUCAGGCUGAGGGAGCCGGCGUUUGUCCACAGACAGCUUUCCGGGUCAUGUGUCCAGCAGGACUAAACCACUUCUGGCACAAUGGGACACCAUGACGGAAACCAGAGUGCACGGAAGUGCCGUUUACCUUCCCGCCACAGUGGUACCUAUUUAUCUACCUGCACCGGCGUGCUUUCGAACUGUUAGGUUGGCAGGAGCUGGGACCGAGCAACAGGAGCUCACCCCGUUGUGAUCAUAGUUAUAAUGCCCAUUUUGUCAAUGUAACCCCCCCAGCCUCAGGCGAGUGCGCCAACUAUUCCUGAUUGCAACCUUUUCCGCAGGUGCAACAACGUCCGCGUUCACCGUCUCAUCAGGACCAUGGUCGUGUGGUGGUGCAUCGCCAUCACCUGUUGGCUGACGGAUAAGUUUAUGUGUGGCAUCUGUCAGAGGGCCAAUUUCACCUACCUUCACAGCAUCUGGUAAGAAGGUCCUGCUCUUGGCUGCCCUGGAGGGCUAGACGAAAUGGAACGGUCUUCAUUUAUUGGGUAGUGGUGUCAGAAGCAAAAGCUUUGGGGUGGUAAGCACCGCUGGUACAAGGGAGCCCAUAACCUAGCCAUCUUGGCCAUCUCAUGAUGAAGCAGUUGCCUCAGGCAGCAAAUGAAGAAGAAUCUUUAUUUGCUUUGGCCACUAGACAUAAAAAGGUAAAGGGUAAAGGGACCCCUGACCAUUAGGUCCAGUCGUGGCCGACUCUGGGGUUGCGGCGCUCAUCUCACUUUAUUGGCCGAGGGAGCCGGCGUACAGCUUCCGGGUCACGUGGCCAGCAUGACUAAGCCGCUUCUGGCGAACCAGAGCAGCGCACGGAAACGCCGUUUACCUUCCCACCGGAGUGGUACCUAUUUAUCUACUUGCACUUUGAUGUGCGUUCGACCUGCUAGGUUGGCAGGAGCAGGGACCGAGCAACGGGAGCUCACCCCGUUGCGGGGAUUUGAACCACCGACCUUCUGAUCAGCAAGCCCCAGGCUCUGUGAUUUACAUAGCAAUAAAAUAAAAUAAAAUGUACUGAAGAUUCAGUGGUACCUCUGCAUAUGCACACCUCUAGUUGCGUAUCCUUCGGGUUAUGCAUGCGGCAAACCCAGAAGUAUUUUUCUGGGUUUCGCUGCAUGCGCAGAAGCACUCUAUGUGCCGCACAUGCGCAGAACAGGCACCUCUGGUUGUGAAUUCCUCGGGAUCUGACCAGAGCUCCAGAACGGAUCCCGUGUGCAACUGGAGGUACCACUGCAGAGGUAAAAACUUAACUGUAGAAAAUACAUUUUGGGGGUUUCAUCAAAUGCUUCUCAGUGGCAGCAAAUGCUUCUCAGAGGUUGCUCCCAGUCUUGGGAACUCUCUCCCUGGAGAAGCCAGACAGGCUCCUUCCUUGAUGUCCUUCUGCCAGGGCCUUCUCGGUGGUGGCUCCCUCCCUGUGGAACGCCCUCCCAUCAGAUGUCAAGGAAAUAAACAACUAUCUGACUUUCAGAAGACAUCUGAAGGCAGUCUAGUUUAGUGAAGUUUUUAGUGUUUGAUGUUUUAUCGCUUUAUUAUUAUAGUCGUACCUUGGUUCUCGAACGCCUUGGUACUCGUACGUUUUGGCUCCUGAACGCCGGAAACCUGGAAGUAAGUGUUCCGGUUUGCGAACGUUCUUCGGAAGCUGAACGUCCGACGCGGCUUCUGCUUGAGUUCAGGAAUCUCCCUCUGUUGUCAAAUGUUUCCGGAAGUCGGGCGAACUUCCGGAACGGAUUACUUUAGAGAACCAAGGUACAACUGUAUUCAUAUUAAGCUGGGAGCCACCCAGAGUGGCUGGGGAAGCCCAGCCUGAUAGGCGGGGUAUAAAUUAUAAAUUAUGAUGAUUAUUAUUAUAGUGGUACCUCAGGUUACAUACGCUUCAGGUUACAGACUCCGCUAACCCAGAAAUAGUGCUUCAGGUUAAGAACUUUGCUUCAGGAUGUGAACAGAAAACAUGCUCCAGCAGCGCGGUGUCAGCGGGAGGCCCCAUUAGCUAAAGUGGUGCUUCAGGUUAAGAACAGUUUCAGGUUAAGAAUGGACCUCCGGAACGAAUUAAGUACUUAACCCAAGGUACCACUGUAUUAUACCGUCAUACCUCGGGUUAAAGUUGCUUCAGGUUGAGCCUUUUCGGGUUGCGCUCCAUGGCGACCCAGAAGUAACGGAACGUGUUACUUCCAGGUUUCGCCGUUUGCGCAUGUGCAUUCGCUCAAAAUGACGCCAUGCGCAUGCGCAGAGAAUCGCAACCCGCGCACACGCAGACGCACAGAUGCAUUUUGCGUUCGCUUCAGGAUGCAAACAGGGUUCCGGAACAGAUCCCGUUCGCAUCCAGAGGUACCACUGUAUUUCAAAAAGUAAAAAAGCAAGACACCCCUGGCAGCCCUAGACAACAUUCUUUCCUUUUUUAAAAAACUCACAGGCAUCUUUGUAUCGUCGUUACCAUUUUCUACUGCGCCACCACGGUCGUCUACUUCGAUGUCUUCUACGAACUCCCUAGCUCCGAGCCCGACGUGGUUUACUGGCCCAGCGAGGGUAGCUUCUUUGCGCUGCCGUACAUCAACCUCCCAAAAUUCAAGAAGCAGUGCUAAGGGACUGCGAGACCGCUGAGGAUAACAGGAGCCCGGCACUGAUCCUACGGGUUCGACCCAUUACGACGACUGAGCCCUAUGCUUGUUUGGCCGGCGAAAGGCUUCGCGCCGCCAAACCCUUGUUACCUGGGAGACCGCGCAUGCAAGUAGCUUUGUCGCAUGGCUUGUCGCCCAACCCUGUUGCGCAGCGAGUUUUCCCGCCAGCCCGGCCAUACUGAACGGGAUGCCUCCGUUAUGCAACACUGAAACUUGCCCGUUCCCCAGAGAAUGGCGGACACCGUAUUUAAGCUAUUUAUAGAGGACGUGUGGAGGGAAUGAGAGAACGAACGGAUCUCUCGCUUUAUGGACGUUCUGCGCAUGUUCACCACUGCCUUGCUCCAACCUGUAUUAA